UCCACAUAUCUCUCCUCCCCCCAGCAACGCAACAUAUUCUUUCUUGUCGCAUCCCGCUGGCCAUUACCCCCCCUCUUCCAGUUCGAUCACAACCGCAAGAAAGCCCCAACAAAAGAACGCCCACCAGCAAUAUGUCUUCACCUUCAAAGAGGUCAACAAGAAGCUCGACGGCUGGUACGCCCCGCCGGUCAACAAGAAACAAUCCAGAUGCAGCUGCACGCAGCAGCCCCGCGCCCGCAGACGGAGAGGCGCAACGCCCAGCAGAGACCCCUCGUACUAGCCGCCGCUCGCAGCUUGCGUCGAGCCCCCUCUUCUAUGAAUCUUCGCCAGCGCAGACACCCAGUGGUCGCCGCGAUGCGCCCGCCAACGGCGAUGUCUCGUCGCCCUUGCGAAACAUGAGCAACAGCCAGAGCACCGUCGUUGGCCCUGCUCCCAGCUCACCGCUGCGUCAAGACAUUGACACACAAUCCACUGGUGAUGGCGACAGAACCCCCCGUGCGAGUGGUUUGGCAAGAGAAUCGUCGCCCAUUCGAUACGAGGCCAGUUCUAGCCCAGGUCGAUCCGUGCGGCCACUGCAAUCGGACUUCCGCAGUGAGAGUAGUGGUCUUUUCGUCACUGAUCGCUCAUCACGUUCCCGUAGAGGUGAUAUUAACUCGGAAGGCGUCAGAACCCCCCGUCGCCGCCUUGUUUUGGACCCAUCCGGCAGAGUAACUACCGAUGCGCCGGGCUCCGACGCCCCUUCAUUCAGUAACCCCGACCCAAACACUUCGGAGGCCGACCGCCUCGGUGGAGCGGGUGAGAGCACCAUUUGGGGUACUACCGUAUCGAUCGACGACACUUUCGCCUCUUUCAAGGAUUUCUUGAGGCACUUCACCAGGAAAUACCAACUGUACAGAGAUGGUUGGUCCGAGGCAGACGUCCAGGCUGCCCCCGAUGCCGAGUCUAAACCAUACAUGGAGGCUCUCGAAAACAUGCUUCUUUUGGGCACAACCAGGCUUUACCUCGAUAUCGCCGAUCUGAAUACCUACCCGCCGACGCGAAAGCUCUGGUACCACAUCCAGGCAUACCCACAAGAAAUCAUUCCCAUUAUGGACCAGUCUGUCCACGAUUUGAUGGUUGAGCUGGCUAGGAACGAAGGCCAAAGACAACGUGCAUCCCAGAGCAGUGCUGGUGAUGCUGCCAGACGAAGCAACGCAGCUCCUAGCUCGGACGUUGCUUUCCCUAGCUCCGACCACCCAGGUUCUGAUGCCCCGACCCCGCGACCGGCUACCGAUGUCCCAUCAAAGGAGGAUGAGGUUGCUCAGAUGAUUUACAUGGUUCGGCCUUUCGGGUUAGACAAGACAACCAACCUCCGUGAUCUGAACCCCUCCGACAUGGAUAGGCUCAUCACUAUCAAGGGUCUUGUCAUCCGUACUACGCCAGUUAUUCCUGAUAUGAAGGAAGCUUUCUUCCGGUGCAACGUUUGCAACCACUCAGUCAACGUUAGUCUUGACAGAGGCAAAAUCCGCGAGCCCACCGAGUGCCCGCGACCUCGCUGUGCCUCCAAGAACUCGAUGCAGAUCAUUCACAACCGUUGCGCGUUCGAAGAUAAGCAGGUGAUCAAGCUCCAAGAAACUCCGGACGCUGUUCCUGCUGGUCAAACACCCCACUCGGUCUCAGUCUGCGUGUACAACGAGCUGGUGGACUUCUGCAAGGCUGGUGACAGAGUCCAGCUUACGGGUAUCUUCCGCGUCAGCCCUGUGCGCGUGAACCCGCGUCAGAGAACUAUCAAAAGCGUGUACAAGACGUACGUAGACGUCUUGCACGUUCAAAAGGUGGACAAGAAGAGGAUGGGCGUUGACCCUUCCACCCUCGGCAUUGAGGGUGAAGAAGACGAGGGCGGCGACAACAACAUUGAGGAGACCAAAAAGAUCAGUCCUGAAGAGGAAGAGAAGAUCAGAGAGACUGCGGCCAGGCCAGACAUUUAUGACCUUCUCUCACGCUCCCUCGCUCCCUCGAUUUACGAGAUGGAUGACGUGAAGAAGGGUAUUCUUUUGCAACUUUUCGGCGGCACAAACAAGACGUUCUCCAAGGGUGGCAGCCCCAGAUACAGAGGAGAUAUCAACGUCCUGCUCUGCGGUGAUCCGUCGACGUCAAAGUCUCAGAUCCUCUCUUAUGUGCACAAGAUUGCCCCCCGUGGUGUAUACACCAGCGGUAAGGGUUCUUCCGCCGUCGGUUUGACUGCGUAUGUCACGCGAGACCCCGAAACCCGCCAGCUGGUGCUCGAGUCCGGUGCCCUGGUUCUGUCCGACGGCGGUGUUUGCUGCAUCGACGAGUUCGACAAGAUGUCAGAGGCUACACGCUCUGUUCUUCACGAAGUCAUGGAGCAGCAGACGGUGUCUGUUGCCAAGGCGGGCAUCAUCACCACUCUUAACGCCCGGACGAGUAUUCUGGCUUCUGCCAACCCUAUCGGCAGUCGUUACAACCCGGAUCUCCCCGUACCUCAGAACAUUGAUCUCCCCCCCACUCUGCUCUCGCGUUUCGAUCUGGUCUAUCUUAUCCUUGAUCGCGCUGAUGAGAAGAGUGAUGCUCGUCUUGCUCGCCAUCUCCUCUCUCUGUAUCUGGAAGACAAGCCAGAGUCUGCUCACACUAAGGAAGACAUUCUCCCCGUCGAGUUCCUCACCAACUAUAUAUCCUUUGCUCGUGCCAACAUCCACCCGACCAUUGCACAGAAUGCUGCCCAGGAACUGGUUGACCAGUACCUCGAGAUGCGCAAGCUUGGUCAGGAUGUUCGUGCGGCUGAGAAGCGCAUCACAGCCACCACUCGUCAACUUGAGUCCAUGAUCCGUCUGUCCGAGGCCCACGCCAAGAUGCGUUUGUCCACGACCGUCGUUCGCGAGGACGUCAAGGAGGCCGCCCGUCUGAUCCGCUCUGCUCUUAAGACUGCCGCCACCGACGCCCAGGGUCGCAUCGACAUGAGUCUGCUGACAGAAGGCACCAGCGCUGCCGACCGCCGCAAGAAGGAGGAGAUCAAGGGGGCCGUGCUUCACCUACUCGAUGAGAUGACUAGCAACGGUCAAACUGUCAGGUGGAGCGAGGUCGCUAGAAGAUUGAGCGAGGGUGCGAGCAUGCCUGUGGAACAGAACGACUUCAAUGAGACAAUGCGGACCUUGGAGAUGGAGGGCCUGAUCAUGAUCAGUGGUGAAGGCGCGAGGAGAAGCGUGAGAAGAGUCACGGCUGUUGUGUAAGAGAUGGUGCGUGUGGAUACAGGAUAGGGCGGCAAUCCGAAUGAAUUUACGUGGAAGGUGUGAUGUUCGAAACCUAUAGGGUAAGAAAAGGAAACGUCAGCGUUGGUAUUCUAUAGUCUAUUUCUGCUUUUAAUGCUCUACUUCACCAAUUCGGGGGGCUUUAAUGGAAUGGAUUCCCAAUCUCCUUGACUGCCUCGUAUCGGUGUCCAUUCAGUAUAAAAAUCCCUGGGCGUAGAUGGUCUCAUCAUGCCAACAUGGGUGAAUGCCAAGUCAAUGUAUGGAUUUUAUAAUACUUGAGAACAACGAUGUGCGUGACUGGAUACUGGGCUUUUGCUCAGGGCCAUUUACCUCGCUCACAUCAAGAUAGGAUGGUUGUCGUUCCUGCUUUAAAGCGUCCAGACUUUGGCGGGUCCUCUAGGAGAUGUUGCUCUGCAUUCUUGACAAACUUUUAGUUGACCGACUGGUUUAC
Colletotrichum navitas is the source of this 3696-nucleotide messenger RNA. Its product is annotated as MCM2/3/5 family protein. The record is from RefSeq and is a predicted model, not a curated record. Gene Ontology annotation, molecular function: single-stranded DNA helicase activity; single-stranded DNA binding; ATP binding. Gene Ontology annotation, cellular component: MCM complex; nucleus. The transcript is spliced from 3 exons. Gene Ontology annotation, biological process: DNA replication; double-strand break repair via break-induced replication; mitotic DNA replication initiation. Lineage: Eukaryota; Fungi; Ascomycota; Sordariomycetes; Glomerellales; Glomerellaceae. The coding region runs from base 132 to 3227 and encodes 1031 amino acids.